Gigantopelta aegis is the source of this 9089-nucleotide messenger RNA. RefSeq lists its product as uncharacterized. The record is from RefSeq and is a predicted model, not a curated record. Gene Ontology annotation, cellular component: histone methyltransferase complex; nucleus; transcription regulator complex. The coding region runs from base 89 to 6268 and encodes 2059 amino acids. Gene Ontology annotation, biological process: positive regulation of transcription by RNA polymerase II. The transcript is spliced from 6 exons. Lineage: Eukaryota; Metazoa; Mollusca; Gastropoda; Neomphalida; Peltospiridae.
CUUGUUAUUGUUUAAUGGCGUACAUGAUACGGGGACAUUUACAAAAGAAUUGACACCUUCACAGGUGUGCAUCCGAUGGCCGGUGGCGAUGGGUCCGCAGGAGGACUACAUCGAGACUGUUGUCACCUGUGAAGGGGAUUACCAUGAUCCUGAGCUACACAGCCGGAUCGAGACAUUCCGAAAGGAGUUAAAAGAUCUCUUGCUUACUGAUAUGAGCAAGAUUAAACUGAAGAAAGUCGAGCCAUGGAAUAGUGUGCGAGUAACUUUCAACAUCCCAAAGGAAGCGGCAUUACGUCUUAAACAGCUUGCUCAACAAGGCAAUGCCACGCUUCGAGAGCUUGGCGUUCUCGCCGUCCAGAUACAGGGUGAUCAGGCCAUCUCUCUCACCAUCGCUGGUCGAAACAAUGAGAGGACGGAGUUGAUAAUCAGGACAGAUGCCCGUGUUGGUGCUCCUUCUGUGUCUGUGUUUGAUUCGGGGUUGCAGAGUUCCGAUGAACUCAAUUCUCCAGGACCUAGCAAUGUUGAAGCAACUCGAAAGAAUAUUGCGGAUUACUUGAGGCAAGGAACCUCAAUAUUUGAUACUCUCUUCAGCUCAGCUACUGGUGUUGGGGUUUUCAAAUCGCCCAAUGUUGUUGCGACAUCAUGUGAACCAAUUCCUCUCCACCAGAACAGCAUGAUCAGCACAUGUCCGGGACGUGCUGGAUCUGCUAGUGGUCAGGCACCACUGUUCAUGAGCAACAACUACCCUCCAGGUCGGAGCCCAACAGGCUAUCCAGCAUCAUCCAGUGGAAGUUUCUCUCCUCCUGGAUCUAACCAAAGCCCUAUUGGACCACAAGGGAUAAAGUUUCCAUCACCACCUAUUAUGGGGCUAGGACAGUCCGCAGGUUCCCCAUCAAUGGAAAUGAAUCAUAUGGGUCUGCCUCCACCGCCACCAUAUCCACAUGUGGCUGGUACCAUGAACAAUCUUAUGAGGCACGGCAAAGGUGGUAGCAUGUCGAGUCCUCUUCUGGUGAACCUCUUACAAACUGAACCUUUGGCAGCAGGUUUUAGCUGUUUACCAGGAAGCAAAAUGCUACCUCCAGUGGAGGGUGGUCCACCUCCAAAGAAAAAGAGGCGGCCCCGGAAGCCCAAAGAAACUACAGCUAAAGCUGUCUCACUACCAUCAGAAAUUGAAAUCCCAAUACAAAGUGUGUUGAAUCCUGCCCUCAGUACAAGUGUGUCACAUGCUGGUCAUGUUGAAAGCCCUAUGGAAUCAACACAAUCCACCACAGUGUUAGAUACAAAUGUCUCAUAUAGUUCCAGUCAGCAUGUGUCUCUACCAUCACCGGUUGGAACACCACCUAUUUCAGUGCAGCAUCAAGUCCAUGAUUCCGUUCAAAAUGACUCUGGAUUGAAUGAUAACUUGAGCACUGUUCAAGGAUCCAUUACCUCAUUGGCGCAGGAUCAUAAAACUUCAGUAUCUGGACAUGAUUCAAAUAUAACUAAUUUGGUGAAUGAAGGAGUAAGAAUGAUGGAAGAGAGUGAUCCUUAUUCACCAGAAAUGACUGCUGGUAAAAUCAUAAAUCCAUACACAGGGCAGUUGGAGCCAGUGGACCUUUUAGAUAAUAGUCCAAACAAAUUUGCAACUCAGAGUAAAAACAGGAAUCAAAAAGGAAAAUCCACUAAUAAACCUAGUCGUGGUUCUGAUAAUUUGCAUCAUGAGGUGUUUGUGAAUAGAGGAAAGAAACAUUUAAACAAAAAUAGUGCUAAAGCUGUUAGAAAUGUACAUUCUGAAAGUGCUGCAGACACACCAAGUUCAAUGUCCCAAGGGGCUGUACCUAGUGAUAUAUUUGACAGAUCUGACUUAAGGACCAGACAGUUAGAUUUUGGAAACCAAACAAAUUGUUCUACUAGUCAGUCCGAUGCAAGCCCACUGGGCAAUACUCCUAUUAGUAGUUCAUCUCAAAUAGUGCCCAGUGAAGCUACCGAGAUCUAUGCAUCAUCCCUCUCAUCUAGUCAACCAAGACAAAAUACAUCUGUUAGUUUGCCUUCAAACUAUCCUCCUCAUACUGGACUAAAUACAUCUUCUGUGUUUACCUCUACAUCGCCAAAUGUCAGUCGACCUUCACGGAUGUCUCAUGCUCCUGUUUCUACUCUCAACUUAAACCACACCAAUUCUAUACAUUCGGCAAAUUCACCUCAGCUACAAACCAGUGCUGCCACUGUAUGUGGCAAUUCCAACUCCCCAAGGUCUCAUUUGGCUCAAAGUGUUCGAUUUACAAAAGCUUCUGAUUUGCAUCAUUCAUCACACAAACAUCAAGCAGCAUCCCAUCCUGUAUCCAACAAUCAGUCUCACACUGGGUCUCCAGUGUCGACGAUGAGUCUCCAGAUGAGCAGGAACCAGCCAUUGGUAGCUGGUGAUGUCCUCCAGGAACGCAGAUCCCCCGGCUCUUGCACCAGCACUCAGCACAAUUUGUCAACAAGUUCUGCAGGACUGACGUGUCUGGCAACAACUGUGUCAGGUGGGACCAGUUCUACACAAACCACUUCGUCACCACUACAGCCGCAGUCUGUGAUACAUCCAGCUAUGGAUUCAUCUUCAGGGAAACCGUAUCCCAAGCCUUCAAAGAACAAUACAUGUGUGUCAUCAGAAUCACCAGAAAUGCAUAAUACUUCUGGCAAGGUGCAGGAUUCAUUAGAUAGUGCCAAAGGACCAUCUGGCCAUAGUCCACGAGAACAUGCCUCACCCUAUUCAUUGCUCAACUCGCCAACUCCACGUAUGGCAGAAUCCAACUGUCUGGAAAGUCCAGAAAAUAAAAUGCCCUCAGAAGGUGAUGAAAGUUCAAACCACAGUGGCAUAAUCACAGACAUUGCAGUAGAUCAUACUACAUCCUCUGGUUCAUUUAUUGAUUCAUCAACAGGAAAAGUGUACAAUCAUGAUUCCGGAGUUGGUUCUUCAUCAGAACGUUCUGAUGACACUCCUUCUGAGCCUGGAGACAGUGAGUACAGGACUGGUCAAUUGGCAGCAGAUGCUGAUGAUUGCAUCAAGUCUCAGAAGCUGUUGCCAGACUGUAAACCAGCUUCUAAGGUCAUCACUGUGGGUUAUGUAAUGGAUGAUGACCACAACCCACAAAAAGAAAAAUACAGUGUGAAUAAUUUACCCUAUAGCAAAGACUCAUCUAUGGGACAUGUAAAAAAUUUGGCAAAUUUUGUUUAUGGACAAAGGUCUGAUCUUCAUACCAACAAUAUGGCAGUUUUACAUUUGUCAGCUAAAGACUUGAAACAUUUUUCAAAAUCUGACGAAUUAAGAAAUUCUCAUAUUGAUGUUGUUAAAAAUGGUCCGAUUUUAACAGAUGACAAACUGAUGCCAAAAGAGUUUGAUCCUGAAAGGCAGGUUUCUUGUACACUAGCAGGAGGUCUACACACAUCAGAAAACAAACACAUACUAAAAGGUGCAGAUGGCCCAGUUGAUGCAGAUAGAAGUGUUCAAGGAUAUGAAACUCCACCAGGAUUCUGUGAUCCUCGCAGUAUGAUGAACAGGAGCCUGGGCAAGCAAGGCAGUCCUUUCUGCAUGGACAGUUCUGUAAAUAGGGCACCCAGUAAUCCGUGCAGUAGGUCCAGUCCUGACUGCAUCAGUUACAUGCCUGUGGAUAGUGCUUGUGAUAUGGAACAUGGUGAUUCUAGUGAAGUUGGUCCACGCGGCUAUUUUCCAGGCGGAACUGAUGGGUCAGGUGAUGUGCGGUACCAGUCCCAGUCUCCAAAGAGUGGUUUGUGCCAGGAACUAGUGGAAAUUGAUGCCAUGCAGGCAGUGUUCACAGGAGGAUCUCUGAGAGGACAUGCCACAUUGCCAGAGGGGAUGAAAGGUUCAAAUAUUACCAGCAAAUAUUCAAAACAGUCAUCUCCAGUGAAUGUAAAUAUGCUUAAUCAUAUUUAUGCACCAGGUCUGCCUCUGCCUCGCAGACUUACUGAGUCGGUUCAGCGACUUGUGAAGCCCCUCCCAUCUAAUGAUCAUAAUCUACCUCAGAUGAGGGCUUCCAAGUCUCCUAGUUCAGGUGGUUCAAAACAGGGUUCUAAUGGUGAAAAAUCGCCUCGCAGCGCUCACAGCGGAGCAAGAUCACCUGGUGCAAACACAGCCCGUAGUGCUAGAGGGAAACCUCACGGACAAGACAUACAGGUGUCUAAUGCGAUCUCUAGUGUCUCCUGCAUGAAGCAAACUAUGCUAUCUGGUGGUAUGGUUUUGAUGAACUGCAACAGGACACUGUCACCGGGUGUUUCCUUGCCGGUCAGUUCGCCCCAGACUGUUAUGGCAUCAGGAAAACAAGGAUCUCGUUGUUUGGCAGCAGAUGCACAAGCCCAUUCCUGGGAGUCCAUGAACACUUUGCAGCAGCAUUCCAUGCCACAAGCAGAGGACAAUCAGUUCCAAAACAAGGCAUGUUUACCACUGCCGACACCAUUUGCUCACACAACCAUAAACCAUUCUAGUCGGGUUGAAAAUCAGUCGAAUCCGACACCCGACAGUGACAAAGCAGAUACAUCAGUAGACACAUCUGUGCCUUUAUCUUCGUCCCUAAAGUGCAAUAGUGGCAUUGGUUCCACAUUACAAAGUGAAGACUCGGUUCUGUAUGCAACAAACACAUCACUUAGUGUGGACACCCAUAGACUGAAGUCCACUAUAUCUUGUGCCAUAGACCAUGCAUCAUUUUCAUCUGAUCUCAGUAAAAGUGUUUCUAGCCAUAAUAUUUGUGCAGACCAUACCAUCGGUUUGAGCCUGGGACUUCACAUGAGCCCUAUACCAAGUGUAAGUGUUUCACCAAGUUCUGCUCAGCACAGGCAUGAAUCUCAGCUUCCUACAACAGGCAGCCACAAUUAUGUGUCACAGCAUUCCACUGUGGGACUCUCGGGUAUUGUUGCAUCUGGACUUACGUCAGGACAUUCUGGUGUUGCAGGACAACAACUGUUAUCCCCAGUUACAAGAGAAGAUGGUCCGGUUGUAAGGAAUGAUAAUUCAAGCAUUGAUGUUCCUCAUACAACAUCUCAAGGGAAUGGUAUUUUCUCAAGGCAGGACAACACCUCUACUAUGUGCUUGUCAACUCCUGUUGAACAGUUGGGUGAAUCUGCCAGUCGUGGCCAUGUUCAGGCGAAUGAUGUAGGUAGCCAUGAAAACCAUGGCCAUCAAAAUUCAACUGUCGGUGAACCUGCCAACUGCAGAGAAUGCAAAAGUCCUCAUAAUAAUUGCAGGGGUGAUUAUGUUAGCAACUCAAAUGAUCAGUUUGAAUCUGUUGGCAAACUGCCUGUUGAUUCUACAAGUUUGUCAACAGACCAGAACAAUGGAAAGUCAGAAGAUGGAGAAUCACAAGGUAGAGAAGUGAGCCCUAAUACAAUUAUGUCAGACUUCACCGACACGUCAGCAGUUAAAACAUCAAAAUCUGACAUUGAAUCAUUAAGCAAAGAAGUGGUGAAAGUAACAGACACUCCAGUUAAUAUCACAGCAGCUGUAGACAGAACUGAUCCAAUGUCUCAUCUUAAACAAGCUAACAGUGAAGACAUUGUUGCCAAACCGACAUACAGUAACACUUCUGAAUUACACGAAUCAUCUGAGAGCAUGGCACAAAAUGAUACUGUGGCACAUAAGAGUGCUGAAAGUGUCCCAAUGGCAGAAAGCUUGAAUCAGUUUGAAGGAUGUACUGAUACUAUGCAAGCAAUGUCUGGAGAAGAACCAGCUACCCCUAGAAGGAUCACCAGAAAAAGUAAAUCCAGCAGUGAAAGUGAGAUUCAGGAAACUGACUCUGAUGGAUUGGUUGCCAAAAGUGGAGAUGCUUCUCAAGAGACAACACCAGACAAUUCCUCUAAUCAGGUGCAGCAAAAGGGCAGACCAGACUCAAUUGGGAUGGGUCUGCGAGUCCGUGAAAUUCGAAAGCAAGGGCAUUCAGAAGACCGGUUGAAGUCAUCACCUGAUGAGCUUAACGAUAAACUGGAGAAACCAUUGCUGGUUAGGAAGAUGGAGGUCCCCAACAAGGAUGAAGAUAUGGCUUGGAAGAAGACCACUGCAAGACGAAUAAAGGUUUCCCCACCUGUUCUCACUGAGAAGUCACAAUCCUACUCAUUCUUUGAUAUUCCCAUAAUCCAAGGUCGCACUAGGAGCCAGGCAGCACCCGAGGUGAAGGACAGCAAGGACAAGGAGAAGCAGGAGUCUCCCACCGAGUCCCAGAAACGUGCUGCACGACCAUCUCGUCAAAAAGAUAAUGAACAACCAGCUGCCAAACGACGCCGAUCCCGCGAUCACAGAUAGCAGACGAUUAGUUCGCCUCAGCAUCUAUAUUGUCCAUUGUACAUAGACAGAUCUUCUCAAAUGUUUGACACACUUAAAAACAACUAAUAAUCAUAAUAUUUAUGCCAGUUCCCUCUCCCUUCAAGAAAACACCAGCAAGUGUUUUUCGAUGGGUAGCUAUUCCUUGUUGUGUGUGUGUAUAUAGAUACAUAUAUAUAUAUAUAUGCACAUAUGUAUAUGAAGUUUGUGUAUAUAAAUUAUAUAUUUGUUUCUUUCUAUUUAUGUUUACUGUAACAUUAAUGUAAGAUUUAACUGUGUAUAAAUGAAAUAAAGCCAUGUUUGGGUGAUAUGUUUGUUUUUGAGAUCUAGAUUUACUAUCAUAUUGUGGAUUUUUUUUUUUUUUUUUUUUUUGUAUGCAUUGCUGUACAGUUUUCAGAGUGUAUUAAUUUAAUAAUAUAGCUAUUUGAAUCAAAAGUGUUUUGCUUCAUAAACCAUUUACGCCAAAUUCCCCUUUGCAUAGUGGUGGAGUCGAUUUCCACCAAGUAUUGUGUGUGAUGAACAUAACUUUUGUGAUACAGAGUUAAGAGAACAUGUUGUGCAUAAUUUUACAAUAGGUAAUUAAUUUAGUAACUGUACACAUUUUUUGUCAUGAAUUGGAGUAAUAUUAAUCUUUAAAAUUUUCUGAUGAUUUUGUAACAAUGCAUUAGUAGUGUUAAAAUAAUGAUUAGAAAGAACAUUCACAUAAGGUGGUGAUUACCUGUUUUAACACUGCUCUGUUGUAACAUUGUAUUACGUAGUGUUAAAAUAGUGUUCAAUAAGGUUGUCAGUUUUAACACUACUAUGUUGGAACAUUCUUUUCAGUAGUGUUAAAAUGGUGUUAAAGGAACAUUCAUGUGAGUGGUGGCUACCUAUUUUAACACUACUGUGUUGUAGCAUUGUAUUAGUGGUGUUAAAAUAGUGUUUAAGUACUUUAACCUUUAUCUGGGCUGUGUCUUUUCAACAUUUUAUACCCAGAAUUGGACAUUUUGGGUGUUUUCACACUCCAGAAAUAAUUACUAAAUACACUGACCUUGUGGCUAAGCUGUAACUUGAAGUGAAAGUAUUGUUAGUAAAAAUAUAAAAAGUAGAUAAGCAGAUGAUGAAGCAAGAAUUUUAUUUCUCUUUAGAGUUACCUCCCUUAAGCAUUUGAGGUUUGGACUUUGUGCAGAGAUGGAAAUAGUAUUGUCAGUAAUGGUUUUGGGGAGGGUUUUUUAAAUUAUUAUUAAUAUUAUUUGUAUUAUUGUUAAUUUUAAAUUAGAUUUUGAUAUUAAUUGUAAAGAAAUUUAAAGAACAUUUAAUUGUAUGACAAUAGGCAAUAAAAAUGGUUGACACUGUUAGGCUCAAUUUAGCCAUUAUUGUAAGUUUUUUCUUCAAAUAAUUAUAUAUAUAUAUACACAUAUACAUAUUAUUAUAAACAAAUGAUUGUUUUGUUGUUUGUUGAAAAUUAGUUUAUUAAGAAUUACAUAUGAGCAAUUCUUAAAAGGUUUUAGUUUUUUUAAAUAAUGAUUUUACUACCAUAAUAGUCCAAGUCAUCUCUGGGCUCUAAAUUACCCUGUUAACUGGAUAUGGGUUAAAAAUUACUGGACUGAUCAAACAACCCUAUUUUAACACUACUUCAUUUCAGCAGUGUUUGAACUUGCCGGCAUUGUUUAUAAUGAGAUCAGGCUUCAUUAAAAAACAUCUCUUGCCCUCUGUCCAUUCUUAAUUUUGUAACAUUUUCAUAAUUGGUUAGAUCAUUUGAUAAAUUAUUUUGUAAUAUGAAUAGAAGAAACAAACUACACAUGUAUUGAAAAGAUUUUAAAUUUUUGUUGAAAAUUAUCCAAUAAAGUAUCUUAAAGGUGCUACGUCAAAGUUGCAAUAUUUUUUUUGCUUUAAAACAAAAAGUUUAUAUCUUCAGCUAUAUGUCUGAAGAAACAUUUUGAGAGUUUAUCACACAUUUUAACUAGUGACUUCACUGUUUUAUGCGUACACAUUCAUCGCACUAAGUUUACACUGAAUUUUUUGCGGUCAGCUGACAAAAGAAACGGUGAUGGUGGCAAUGCUAUAUUUAGUCUCAAAAUUAUUCGGGGAAACCCCUCUUGUCAUCCAGUGAAAGAUUUUAAAAUUAUUUUUCUAGAAUUAAUUAUAAAAAGAUUAUUCAUGGGAUUGAUUAAUUUGUAGUUAUUUAUUACAAAUAAAUGUGAAAAUAAUGAAAUAUUGUAGUUUCAACUUUGCCAUAGGACCUUUAAAACAAAUAUAGUUUAGGUAUAUAGAUUGUUUUUUUUAUACAUUUUGACCACUUGAACACAAGUGAGUUUGAGGAGGGCAAGCUGACAUUUUAAUCUUAGCCUUUUAGUUUGAUUUAGCUUAAUGGAGUGAUGAUUUUUUUUUUUUUAAAGCUAUAAAACAAGUUAUUAAAAAUGUUUAAGAUAUAUAACAACUAGUUUUUGUUGUAUAGAAGUACACAAUUAUCUCAUAACAGAUUUUGUUUCAUCAGGAGAUCAUUGCAUCCACUGAAACAGUUGUACAUAUUUUACGACAAUACCUUGAUUGCUUCUCUAUUAGAUGCUGCUUGUUGUUAAAGAUAUAUAUAUAGUGUAUGACCUGACCUGCAGGUCCUCAUCAAUUCGCUAUUUCUAUUGCACUGUCGACCAGUCUUUGAUUAGAUCUGGAUCACGUCUCUGUUUUGGCUUGCGGCUUUAUUCUUGUUAGUGCCCAUUCAUUCUGUUAGUUGUAGCUCCUCGUCACUGGCAGACUGUAUAUUUUUUAUUUUUAUAUACAGUAUUUGUGAAUAAAGUAUAGAUCUUAUUUCAUAACAAACUAA